Messenger RNA from Paramuricea clavata, 671 nucleotides. Lineage: Eukaryota; Metazoa; Cnidaria; Anthozoa; Malacalcyonacea; Plexauridae. The record is from the annotation of a GenBank genome assembly.
AUGUUUAUACUUGCCAGUGGCAUCACAGAUGAGAAACGCAAACGUGCCUUGCUUCUCUAUCAACGGGACAACGCGUCAGAGAAAUUUUUCGCCAAUUACCGAAUACGGGAACAGCAGCGGACUAUAAAACUGCUACAGACAAGCUCACGGAGUAUUUCGAACCUCAAAAGAAUCGUCGUUACGAAGUAUACCGGUUCAGACAGGCUACUCAAAAAGCACACGAAACGUUAGAUCAGUUUCAUACGCGUUUCCGUACGCUCGCCCAAACGUGUUCAUUCGCAGACGCAGAUUUCGAGAUCGAGCAACAAAUUGUUACGGCUGGGCCGGCUGGCUCGUCAUAUAGAAUUCGAAAGAAAGUUCUACGUGAUCCUACGUACGAUCUGAAAGCUAUUCUCAUUGAUGGUAGACGUGAUGAGCAAAGUGCUUAUCAAGCUCGUGAUAUUGAGUCGAAAGAGCAGAAAAAUGAAGCUAUACGAAAACUUCAAGGAACCGCAACGGAAUGUCGGAAUUGCGGCUGCUUAUAUCCUCACACGAAUAAUUGUCAGGCGAAAGGUAAACAAUGCAAAAAAUGCGGAAAACAGAACCACUUUGCAAAGGUCUGUCGCAGUAAACCUGAACAGAAAGAACACCCCCCUGCAAGUCAAGGAAAACGUUAUGAACAUAAAUUUUAA